AUGGAUGUGGUGGAGCCCGAGGGUCUUGACCUACUACCUCCAGUCGCAGCCGUGGUGCCAGCUGAAGAAGAAAUUCCUCCUGAGAGAAGGUUGAGGACAAAGUCAAAGGGUGUGGAAGAGAUCCCCGACAGGGACCUCGAAGACCUUUUUGACAUUGACAAAAGGGAAGUGAUUGAGGCACCCCCAGCGAUGUCGAGAAUGGUUACCGAACCGGAAAAACUACACCCUGCCGAGGCCCACGCUUUGAAGAUCCUCACCAACCUUUCCACGGAAGCGGUGCAGCCCAACCAGAUUCACCACCUCCUCAACCUUUUGCCGGAUGAACGGUUUCCCCGAGGUGAAGUACCACCAGGUGAAGAACAUGAGAACCACGCGAAAUCACGGGCGAAAGAAAAGAAGGCCUGGUCAACGGGCGCCUUCAUCCAUGGAGGAGUAGCGGGCCUAAGGCGUUCUACGAGGUCGUUCCCAACAACCACGAAAGUGAUCAACGCUUACAUCAAGCAGGUGGACCCGAACCACCAAUGGACCUCAGUGGCCAUCCUCAAGAACCACCAGACAGCAAUGCACAAGGAUCCCCACAACAGCCUCUACCACCAAACGCUUUUGGCUCCUUUGACGAAGUUCCGGCGUGGUGGACUGUGGGUACCUGGUCCUGAAGAGGGGUACGCAGUGAUUCCCCGCCAAGUCCAGGGGCGGAAAGUGGAUGGACAUGUACUACAAGUAUCUCGAGGUCCAAUAAAGUUCUAUCCCCGAGAUUGGCAUGAAGUUUCAGGCUGGUCGGGAACCCGGGUGGUGUUGGCUGCCUAUACGAUUCGUUCUGAUGAAAGGAUCAAUGGGUCAGACCGGGAGUUUGCGAAUGAGCUUGGGUUUCAACUUCCUGACCUAGAGGGUGGAAGUGCUGACGAUGAACAACCUCCUCUACCACCUCCUGAACACCCUCCUCCGGCUUUGAGGCCAAUUCGAGUUGUUCGCGACAUGCUGAUCAAGUCCGCCCACAUCUCAGCCAUAAGGUUGGCCGGGUUGCGAUUGGAUUGGGAGAACUUUGACGACGUCAAGAGAAGUAUGAUAGAGGCAGUCCAUGUAAGAGACUUUGCCAACAAAAUUUGGAUGGAGCGCUACAACAUCCGCAGUGCUGUUCGAAUGGGGUGCGAAGCCGGACUAGAAGAACCCUUCGUCCAUCCUACCACGGGCGAGAACACUAUGAGAGAGUAUUGUACCGUGGUGGAUUGUGGUCACUCGAGAGAUCGGUUCUAUUGGUAUUUCACCUACAGGAGCGACGACUUCGUCGGGGAAAGAAACAUCGUGAUCUUCGGUGCGGAGGUGGAAAGACAGUACGUUAUCACGGACGAUGAAAUGAGGCAGGACAACUGGAACUACACCAGAGGCAACCCACAUAUGGGCCGACGUACCGAGAGCUACCUCGCCCUGAAUCAAAGCGGCGGGCCUGGACUGGGCCACGAAACAUGGAUGAGCGACGGCGACCCCCUAGAGGAGAUCCCCUCGACCGUUCAGGAGGAGAUCCCAUCGACUACCGGUCCUUACUUUGAAGAGAUCGACGAGGAGGUCCUUUUGCGUAUGGCCCAGGUAGAGAUCACCAACGAGUGGUUUGAGGAGCAGGCAGAGUCUUCGUCAUCUACGGCACGACUACACAAGACUGAAGUCACCUACACCAAAGGGAUCGAGGACUUGUUGGAGCAAUUGGAGUCAGAAGGCAAGGACUUGGAGGUCACCCACAACGUGGACGUUGCCGAGGUGAAGAAACAUUUGGACCGUUGGCGACCAUCUGCCGAAAAGGAGUUCUACAACCUUCGGGACACCAAGGAGGCCUUCUGCGUUACAACAAAGGAUCAGCUUCCCCCGGGCACCCUUAUC
This is a messenger RNA of Symbiodinium sp. CCMP2456, 1872 nucleotides long. Lineage: Eukaryota; Dinophyceae; Suessiales; Symbiodiniaceae. The record is from the annotation of a GenBank genome assembly.